Puccinia graminis f. sp. tritici CRL 75-36-700-3 is the source of this 2766-nucleotide messenger RNA. Its product is annotated as minichromosome maintenance protein 6. Gene Ontology annotation, biological process: mitotic DNA replication; DNA replication initiation; double-strand break repair via break-induced replication. Gene Ontology annotation, cellular component: nucleus; MCM complex. The transcript is spliced from 8 exons. NCBI's taxonomy places the organism in Eukaryota, Fungi, Basidiomycota, Pucciniomycetes, Pucciniales, Pucciniaceae. Gene Ontology annotation, molecular function: single-stranded DNA binding; single-stranded 3'-5' DNA helicase activity; ATP binding. The record is from RefSeq and is a predicted model, not a curated record. The coding region runs from base 1 to 2766 and encodes 921 amino acids.
AUGUCCGGACUCAGCUCAUCUAACCCUAUGCCUUCGGAGCUCAGCAUCGGUGGCGAUGCGGAAAUGGGAAUGAGUGGCCAAGGCUCUCAUCGACGCGCUGACGGCAUGACACCCACCGGCGAAGCUGAGGAAGAAGGCGAUCGACAAGGCGCACCAUCUAGAGGCAGACCCAGAGCUGCGAGGAACUUAGAAGAGAUCCCUAGGGUGAACGAUGACACCGGAGAGCGAGUGAGAGAAAAAUUUGAAGAAUUCCUUGAGAACUUCGUUGAUCAAACCGAUCAAAAUGAUCUUUCGUCUCCUUCUCCCUCGGGUCCUCGGCGAUUAUAUGUCGAGCUAAUUAAAGCCUUGAAAGAAUUCGAACUCACAACGCUUUAUCUUGAUUUCGCACAUCUGCUUUCAACUGAGACGGUCCUCGCCAAAGCCAUUUCAGAGCAGUAUUACCGAUUUUUGCCUUACCUCAAACAAGCCUUGCAAUCUCUUGUCAAGAAAUAUAUUCCUUCCUACCAGCACAUUAACACCCACACCAACUCGACGGUUUCUUCUGGCUUGAUCAGUCGCCAGUUCAAUCUUGCGAUCUACAACCUACCACACGUUAUGGGCAUCAGAGAUCUCAGGACAGAAAAAAUCGGCAAACUCAUCUCGGUCGGUGGCACUGUCACCAGGACUAGUGAGGUAAGGCCAGAGCUGAUCUUUGCCACCUUCAUUUGCGAGGAAUGUAAAAAUAUUGUAAGAGAUGUCGAGCAACAGUUCAAAUACACUGAGCCCAAUACGUGCCCUCAUCCUACGUGUAACAACCGAACCGAAUGGAAAUUAUCGAUUGAACAAUCCACAUUUACCGAUUGGCAACGUGUCAGAAUUCAAGAAAACUCAAAUGAAAUCCCGACUGGCUCGAUGCCCCGAUCACUAGAUGUGAUUCUUCGAGCCGAAGUUGUCGAGAAAGCGAAGGCAGGAGACAAAUGUAUUUUCACCGGAACUUUCAUUGUCGUCCCUGAUGUGGCUCAGCUCGGAUUACCUGGUGUGAAUGCAGAGAUGAUCAAAACAGCUGGCGGUGGACGGCCCGGCGGGAUGAGAGGUGUUGGCGCUGAAAGUAUGGGUGUCAGCGGAUUGAAAAUGCUGGGAGCUAGGGACUUGACCUAUAAGACUGCGUUCUUGGCCUGUAUGGUCCAAGCUGCCGACUCUCGAUCCAAUGCCACGAAUGUUAGGUGGGAUCCCGACGUCGGUAACGAUCAAUUAGGAACUCGAAAAGACUUUUUAGACUCACUAAAUGACCAAGAAGUCCAAGAACUUCGUGAAAUGGUUCACUCUGACCGGAUUUACAACCGACUGGUUCAAUCGAUUGCGCCUACAGUUUACGGACACGAAAUCGUCAAGAAGGGUCUACUGUUGCAGUUGAUGGGCGGAGUUCAUAAAACGACCCAUGAGGGUAUCAACCUACGAGGAGAUAUCAACCUAUGCAUUGUCGGCGAUCCAUCAACAUCCAAAUCACAAUUCUUGAAGUACAUCUGUGGUUUUCUGCCGCGGUCUGUCUAUACCAGUGGAAAGGCGUCUUCAGCAGCUGGUCUGACAGCUGCGGUGGUUAAAGAUGAAGAGACCGGGGAGUUCACAAUCGAAGCGGGUGCUCUGAUGUUAGCAGAUAACGGGAUCUGUGCGAUUGACGAAUUCGAUAAGAUGGAUCUUUCUGAUCAAGUAGCCAUCCACGAAGCGAUGGAGCAGCAAACGAUCUCGAUCGCCAAAGCGGGAAUACAGGCUACCCUCAACGCCCGUACAUCCAUCCUGGCGGCUGCCAAUCCAGUCGGUGGUCGCUACAACAAAAAAAUGUCGUUAAGGGCCAACGUCGCCAUGAGCGGACCCAUCAUGAGUCGAUUCGACUUGUUUUUCGUGGUCUUAGACGAGUGUAACGAGGAUGUUGACUUUGCCAUCGCCAGUCAUAUCGUCAAUGUCCACCGACUUCGAGAGGUUGCAAUCAAACCAGAGUUUUCAACUGAUGCUUUGCAGAGGUAUAUCAGAUACGGCCGGACGUUCAACCCCAAGAUGACACCUGAAGCAGCAACCGUUUUGGUACAAAAGUAUCGAGACUUGAGACAAGAUGAUUCGCAAGGAUGGGGAAGAAAUUCUUAUCGGAUCACAGUUCGACAGUUGGAGAGUAUGAUUCGUCUUAGUGAAGCGAUUGCUCGAGCUCAUUGUAUGGAAGAAAUUAUACCUGCAUAUGUGCGCGAAGCUUUUAACUUGCUGAAGCAGUCGAUUAUUCAUGUGGAAAAGGACGACAUUGGAUUCGAUGAUGAAGAAGAAGAAGAAGUCGAAGCUGAAACGCUGCCAACCAACCCAACAGAAGCUUCGAUGGAUGUUGACACCACCGAGGCCCCGACUACAGACACCGCCGGCCCUUCCUCCACUCCUGGCCCGCCGAAACCGGUCCAACCCAAGAAAGCCCAGAUUAAGAUCACAUACGAGAAGUAUAUGGGCAUUAUGACCCUGGUGCUUGGUAAACUGCAAACCGUGGAGCGGGAGACCGGAAGUGGAAUCAAAAAAUCUGAAUUGGUUCAGUGGUAUUUGGAAGAGAUGGAGCCUGAUUUGAAUUCGGUAGAGGAGCUUGAGACAGAGAAAGCUCUGAUUGGCAAAGUCCUGAUCAGACUCGUCAAGGAAAAAUGUAUCAUGGAAUUGCGUGGUGAAGGAUUACAACAAGAGAGUGAAGGAGCAGAAUCUUCCACCACCGUCCGAGAUCCUGUACUGCUCGUCCAUCCUGAAUGCAACAUUGGCGAUUCAUAA